CUGCCGCGGGCGAUGCCUCUGCUCUGGGCUCUCCUGGCCCUGGGCUGCCUGCGGCUCUGCUCGGGUGUGAGCCUCCAGCCCGAGCUGGCUGGGGUGACCUUGGCCCCCAACAACCCCACGCUCACCACCGUGGCCUUGGAAAAGCCCCUGUGCGUGUUCGACAGCUCGGAGGCUCUCCACGGCGCCCACGAGGUCCACCUCUACGUCCUGGUCGCCUCGGCCCUCUCCAGGAAUGCGUCUGUGCAGGACAGCACCCAGGCCCCGCUCAGCUCUACCUUCCAGCAAACAGAGGGCGGGAGGACAGGCCCCUACAAGGCCUUGGCCUUUGACCUGACCCCCUGCAGUGACCUGCCCAGCCUGGAUGCGGUCGGGGAGGUGGCCCGGGCCUCUGAGAUCCUGAGCGCGUACCUCGUCAGGGUCGGGGCUGACGGGUCCUGCCUGUCUGACCCCAACUUCCAGGGCCUUUGCAACCCGCCCCUGUCGGCAGCCACGGAGUACAGGUUCAAGUACGUCCUUGUCAAUGUGUCCACAGGUUUGGUGCAGGACCAGACCCUGUGGUCUGACCCCAUCGGCACCAAGCAGCCCACCCCACACUCCGUGAUCGACACGUGGCCGGGCCGGCGCAGCGGGGGCAUGAUCGUCAUCACGUCCAUCCUGGGCUCCCUGCCCUUCCUCCUGCUCGUGGCCUUUGCCGGCGCUGUCAUCUCGAGCUUCGUGGACACGGGCGAUCCUGGCGGGGAGAUCACUCACGACUCCCGGAUCACGCAGGAGGCCGGGCCCCGAGCCCUGGGGACCCCGGAGCUUUCGCUCCCACCGGCACAUCGGGGGCCGGCCCUGGACCGGGCAGAGGUGUACGCCGGCAAGCUGCAGGCCUGAGCCGGCCUCCGCCCCGGGUGGACAGACGGACCUCGCCCCACCCGCCGGCCCGGGACGCGGAGGCCGGCCCAGGGGCAGAAGCUUUAAUAAAGCCGGGCUGCGAGU
Talpa occidentalis (Iberian mole) is the source of this 981-nucleotide messenger RNA. RefSeq names its product uroplakin 3A (gene UPK3A). NCBI's taxonomy places the organism in Eukaryota, Metazoa, Chordata, Mammalia, Eulipotyphla, Talpidae. The coding region runs from base 13 to 876 and encodes 287 amino acids. The record is from RefSeq and is a predicted model, not a curated record. The transcript has 6 exons.